Dentiscutata erythropus is the source of this 709-nucleotide messenger RNA. NCBI's taxonomy places the organism in Eukaryota, Fungi, Glomeromycota, Glomeromycetes, Diversisporales, Gigasporaceae. The record is from the annotation of a GenBank genome assembly.
CAUGCUCCUGAAGCAUAUCGGGCUGAAGUUGCUAAGAUAAAUCACCAAAUUAAAAAUCAAGCCUGGGAGACAAGAGAUAAACCUGUUAAGAUAGUACAAGAUAAUCUUAUAAAUGCUUGUCGCAGAAAAAUUCAUAGAGUUAAACAAGGCAAUUCACUACCACAACCUCAAGAUAUUACAGUAUUUAGUAUACCGGAAUUUCUUCAAGUUACUUUGAAUAGUAACUUUUUUUUAAUUAGUGAUCAAUUAGUUAAUCAAGAUCAAAUUCUUUUGUAUAUCAUCCAUGCACCCAUUGGUACUACAAAUAAUUCAAGAAUUCUACUACUCAUAUACUCAUUAAUGUUAUGUAAAUCUGAAGAGCAAUAUAUUUGGCUAUUUGAAAGCUUAGUCAAUUUUGCUAAUGAAAAUAAAAUCGAAUUAAGCCCUCCAAGAAUCAUCACUGAUUUUGAAUUGGCAGCAAUAAAUACAUUACAAUAUGUAUUUCCCGAAGUCAUUAAUAAAGCAUGUUUUUUCUAUCUAGGACAAAAUGGAUGGAAACAAGUACAAAAAUGUGAAUUAGCAGAAAUGCCUCAAGAUAAAGGGUCAAAAAAGCUAGUUUUAUGGUUUGAAGAGAAUUACGUUCUAGGCAAAAUCAAGCGAGAAACAAGAAAAAUUUCUAGAACUCAAAACAUAGUCGAAGGUUGGCAUAAUCGUUGGGCAAUAUUAGUUG